UCCCCGACCACCAUAUUUCAACCAGGAACACCGCCCACCACUUCGUACCUCGAAUUCUCUCUCGCAUGUCUGCCGUCCCAAAACAUGAAAGCCCUCGUCUGCUUUCUCCUCCUCCUCCUCCUCCUCCUCGCCACCUUGCCGUCGCCGACGAGAUCCUUCGAGUUCCCGGCCCGGGAGAUGGCCGACCUCAUCGACCAGACAUGCAGGCUCACACCCUUCUACGACCUGUGCAUCUCCUCCCUCAGGUCCGACCCCGGGAGCGGCGCGGCCGACGUCCGGGGUCUCGCCCGCAUAAUGGCGGGCUCCGUCCUGGCGAGCGCUAGCCGCACGCUGGACCGGAUCCAGGAGCUGCUGGGCCAGGCCCCCGACCCAGAGACGGAGCGUCCCCUGGCUUACUGCGCGGAGCUGUACAUCCCGGUGGUGAAGUACACCUUGCCGCAGGCGAUUGAAGCGCUGGGCAAGGGCCAGCUCGGGUUCGCGGUGUAUGGGUUGUCGGACGCGGGCAAGGAGGCGCAGGCGUGCGAGAAGAAUUUCUCGGGUCUGAGCUGGUCGCCGGUGACGGAUGUGAACGAGCAGGUGCGGGAUUUGGUGGACGUGGCAUUGGCGAUUAUCAAGAUUUUGCAGAGGAGUUUCUAACUCUCUUCUGCGAUUGACACGGUGAAAACAUAGGAACCUACACAUUUUCCGGACAUGUGUUUUAAGUGCCCUCGGUUACUCUUAUA
Molecule: messenger RNA, 722 nt
Organism: Rhodamnia argentea
Lineage: Eukaryota; Viridiplantae; Streptophyta; Magnoliopsida; Myrtales; Myrtaceae
Product: cell wall / vacuolar inhibitor of fructosidase 1-like
Exons: 1
Coding region: 85-636 (183 amino acids)
Biological process (GO): negative regulation of catalytic activity
Molecular function (GO): enzyme inhibitor activity
Source: RefSeq, a predicted model, not a curated record